UGGUCGUACCUGACAGCUGAUUACAAUGUAAGGAUGCCGAUCAACACGCCUAGAUGGAGGCUCUUACUUUCAACCUUUAUUGGAAUUUGGCUACCUUCCGUACUUGUCAUGAUUUUAGGUGCGGCGAUGUAUGAUGGAGUAUCCGACGACGUCGCUUGGUCGGAGGCAUAUGCUGCGUAUGGUGUUGGUGGCCCGCUUGCGAAGUCUCUCGAGCCAGCUGGGGGGUUUGGUAAAUUCCUUCUCGUGCUCGCUGGCUUAAGCUCAGUUGCGAACAACAUUCCAAACGGAUACAGCUUCGCCAUCGCAGCUCAGAACUUUGGCCCAUGGGCAAUACGGGUACAAAGAGUUGUGUUCGUGACGAUGGGCUUCAUCGUCUCGGUGGUCGUGGGAUAUCUUGCUUCGCUAUCAUUUGAGGAGUCUCUGAUUACCCUUCUGGACAUCCUUGGAUACUGGGUCGUAUUUUUUCUUGUUGUCGUAGCGGAAGAGCACUUGAUAUUUCGUCGCUGCGACUGGUCUCGCUACAACUUCGACGACUGGGACAAUCCUCAUCAGUUGCCAUUUGGAUGGGCUGGCAUUAUGGCUUUUGUCUUCGGAUUUCUGGGCGCCUUGAUGGGCAUGUCCGAGGCUUGGUACACCUCACCCAUCGCGAAGUUGAUUGGAGGUGGCAAUAUCGGCCAUGAAUUGACCUGUGGCUUUCAGCUGUCACGUUUCCAUUUUUUCGAUGGCUCGAGCUCAGGUUUCGGGGCAGGUGACUGUCAGGUCAAGCAAAGAGGCCACAGCAAUGAGCGAUCUGACCAGGCAAGUUGGGAAUAG
Molecule: messenger RNA, 813 nt
Organism: Pseudocercospora fijiensis CIRAD86
Lineage: Eukaryota; Fungi; Ascomycota; Dothideomycetes; Mycosphaerellales; Mycosphaerellaceae
Exons: 2
Biological process (GO): transmembrane transport
Cellular component (GO): fungal-type vacuole membrane; plasma membrane
Molecular function (GO): transmembrane transporter activity
Source: RefSeq, a predicted model, not a curated record